CAGUCCCGCGUUUCCAGUUGAAUUACAAAAAGGUGAAUUACAUCAGCUGAUUGCUCACGGAUUAUUAAGAACGUUUGUAAAUAAUAAAAAUAAAUCCCCCUCGAAGGGCUAUUCAACUCGAAGUGAGAUAUUAUUAUUUUUUUUAUUUGGAGAAGUGAAAAACGAUUUUCGAGGUGUGCUGAACAAUUCGCGGUGUUAUUUUUGUGUUCAAUAAUGUUAUCGGACGGGGAGAAGUGGUGAGAUACUGUGAUGGGACUGGAAGAAACCGAAUUUAUUGGAUUUAUUUCGGUUGAGGCAUCGGCAAAUUGAGAAUGUUGUCGGAAGUAGAUGUUUUUAUUAGUAAUUAUACUCUGGUGGAUCCUGAGGUUUAUCAGCUCUGGGUGGAUGGUCACACUUCGAGUGAUGCAGUUGGGAUCCUGCACCAACGAGGCAUUUGCCACCAGACAAAUGCUCCAAUUGAACUGGUGGCCUCCGAUGUACUCGAUCAUUAUCGAACGUACUCCCUCCUCGAAAGAUUACUCCAAUCACCACCGAAAUUGGCAAGCGAGCAGUUGAGUUUUCAGAUCGAACCGCAAACUAGUCAGAUGUUGAUAGAAAUGUACUACGAUUUUGAUGACUCUGUGAUUCGCGAACUUCUGGGGAAGAAGUUGACGUCGAAGAGUAGAAAGGAUAUGGACGAAGUGGCUGAAAAGACUGGGAUUACGUUGAAAAGCUGUAGGAGACAAUAUGACAAUGUGAAAAGAGUUUUUAAAGUUGUUGAGGAUGUAUCUGGCUCUCUAGUCGCGAACAUAAAACAACAUUUUUUAUUGCCCGAUGAUUUAGCGAAGCGUUACGCAGCAGUCGUUUUCAUAGCUUGCCUGCGUUUCGAGAUGAGUAAAAGAAAACUGCAAUUCCUGACAUUCCCUGAUCUCUACCACUGCGCGAAUGCAAUGAUGGCCUCAUGGACAUAUCGAUACACAGGCUCCGAGUACUUCGACACGGAUUUGGACAGAGAAUUCCUCAUAGAAUUGGCCGAGUGUCGAGUUCUCCUGGAGAACGACAAGCAUCACAAGCAUCUCGUUUGCAUCAAACUGAAACCAACUCUUCUCGAGAAAUCAUACCAGGAGUUGGAUGUCAACUUUCGUUCAUACUCGAGAGCCCUCCUGGGGAUUGCCUGCAGCCUACACAGAUCCCGGGAACUCAGAUUUCUAUUUUUAGAGUUAGUGGAGAGAUGCAUUGAGCCCUGGAAGCAAGUCAACUGGUCCCACACAGAUUUGAGAAAUUUUCUCAGUGCAUAUACCCAGUGUGCACUCGAUCUGGACGUAUUGAGAGAAGGAACCCUGCGAGAUGCAUUCGAGCGUUACAUGAAAGUAGUAACGAGCUGUCUCUUGAGAAUGUACCACACGUGACGACUGAUAAACGUCUGUUCAGGCGUAAUAAUUGUUGACAAUACCCCAAACGAGGAGAGUCGAUGAAUCAUAUAUUACAAUUUAUUUCUCAUUGUUAAUUCGUUCUUUCUCUUCUUUUUUUGUGUAAUAAAUAAUCAAUAAUAACACGUGGCAGAGUAUGCAAUCUUCAGUGACACUCAUAACAUAUCCACAUAACUACAUAUCAUUACACCAUCCCAAUGAUCCUCGCCACUCCCUUCCCUCUAGUCCCUCCCCGGAGUAGAUCUGACAAAAAAUUAUCUGAAAAAUUUCCAAUCCUCUCCCUGCAAAUGAAUUAGGCAAUAUUGCAACAGUGUCCUCUCAAAAAAUAUGAUAAAUUGCAGGAAACAAAUUCUGAGUUCCCGAAUACAUGAUUUUGUCUUCAGUAAAUUUUUUCUCACAAAGAAAAAA
This is a messenger RNA of Fopius arisanus, 1817 nucleotides long. It is a transcript of the gene Fibp, whose product is annotated as acidic fibroblast growth factor intracellular-binding protein. The transcript is spliced from 6 exons. Gene Ontology annotation, cellular component: nucleus. Lineage: Eukaryota; Metazoa; Arthropoda; Insecta; Hymenoptera; Braconidae. The coding region runs from base 312 to 1388 and encodes 358 amino acids. The record is from RefSeq and is a predicted model, not a curated record.